This is a messenger RNA of Wyeomyia smithii (pitcher-plant mosquito), 3118 nucleotides long. It is a transcript of the gene Rab5, whose product is annotated as ras-related protein Rab-5B. The transcript is spliced from 6 exons. The record is from RefSeq and is a predicted model, not a curated record. Gene Ontology annotation, molecular function: GTP binding; GTPase activity. The coding region runs from base 439 to 1083 and encodes 214 amino acids. Lineage: Eukaryota; Metazoa; Arthropoda; Insecta; Diptera; Culicidae.
GAAAAGUGACAUUUUCAUGAAUGAAGUGUAGUGCGCACUUAAAAAUUAUUAUUGAAUUAUCGCAACGGGACAGCAAAGUUCUUACGUAUUUUUUGGUUAGUUUCCUGUGGCUAAUCGGCUUGACGAUUCACUUUGUGUUGCCUUAUCCGGAAAGUGCUUGUUUGUUGCGUAGUGCAGACAGCAGCCGCAGCCCGCCGAUCAAAGGAGUACAGAGCAGAGCCAAGCGCAUAGAAUAACACAGCACGGGGGCAACAUCGUCGAUCGAGGAACCAGCCACAGUCAGCGCGUUUUUCGUUGAUUCUUGUGUGUUUAGUUUUUAUUUUCUCUUUCGUUUGAGUUUUCCCCCUUUCAAUUUCGGGGUUGUCGGACGACGGAUUCCGGCUGGCACUUUGAGAGCACUUUGAGAGAUCGUGAACCACACACAGAAUAGACCCAACGAUGGCGUCCAGUCCGCGAGCCGGUGGCGGUGCCCAGCGUCCCAAUGGUACCGCACAGAACAAGAUCUGCCAGUUCAAGCUGGUCUUGCUGGGUGAGUCGGCCGUAGGCAAAUCAUCGCUGGUGUUACGCUUUGUCAAAGGUCAGUUCCACGAGUAUCAGGAGAGUACGAUCGGGGCGGCCUUCCUCACGCAAACAGUCUGCAUCGACGAUACGACGGUGAAGUUCGAGAUCUGGGACACUGCGGGACAGGAAAGGUACCACAGUCUCGCUCCAAUGUAUUAUCGAGGUGCUCAGGCGGCUAUCGUGGUGUACGAUAUUCAAAAUCAGGAUAGCUUCGCACGUGCUAAAACGUGGGUUAAGGAGCUGCAGCGACAGGCAUCGCCAAAUAUUGUGAUUGCGCUAGCCGGCAACAAGGCCGAUCUCGCCAAUAGUCGCGUGGUCGACUACGAGGAGGCCAAGCAAUACGCGGACGAAAACGGACUACUGUUUAUGGAGACCUCGGCCAAAACCGCCGUUAACGUUAAUGACAUCUUUCUUGCAAUAGCUAAAAAAUUGCCUAAGAACGAAGGCACUGGACCUCAGCAAAAUAUAAGACCUACCCAGAACGAACAGAGCCGACAGAAUAGCGGCUGCUGCAGCAAGUGAUGUUAUUCAGCUGCAAUCGUAUUGUUAAUUGUAACAAAUAACAACAAGGAAUGUUUAAGAAAAAUUGUCGUUACGAUUGUAGUAGGAAGUAAGAAGGAUUCCAACCUAGUUAUGAUAUAAACCAAGAACAACAGUAAGAAAAAAACACACACACAUUAACGAUCUAUUCCGACCCUCAAUACACAUAUAUACAGACAUACACACCUAAACAUUCACCAAUUUGGAACUUGAACCAAUAUGAAAACUGACUAGAAAAAAGCUUGGAGCCGCAAUAGUUAGCAGUUAUUGCGCGAAAGAAACAAAAAAGGAACUCAUACAAACACAUUAGGGCACACCAAAACCGAAGUAACAUUCAAAUUUUCUUCAGCGAUAAGGAAAAAAUAAGAUACGAGACCGUUUGUUAGUUUAAUUAAAAAAAGAAGAAGAAUGGAACACAGACACACAGCUUAAAGUUGAUAAACCUUACUUUACCAACAUACCACAAUUAUACAGAAAAUAGUGCAUCCCAAUUUAAUGAUUGAAUAAUAGUACCGAGAAAAAGAAGAAGAAAAAAAAACAAUCCCUCAGCUAAAGAAAUACAACUCAACUAAAUUCAGUAGUAGAUUAUUUGUUUUAAGCCCUGCACAUAUUUUUCAGGUAACCCCUUAUUUCAAUCCCCUCUCCUUUCUUGGCUUAUUUGUUAAUUUUUAUUCUGCUUCCCACUGAUCAGUCUUCGUGGAAAUAUAUUUAUUGCUGAACUAAAAACCUAAAAAUAAUAUAAAGGAGUAUAUUUAAAUGAAAGUAAAACAAUCCCGUAAUAAAACACAUGUGCCGCAGCCUGUGCGCGGUGUAAAAUUCAAAAUCUAACUCACACAUGUGUGCAUGUGAGGAUGCACACGAACACGCGGGCAUACACCUACACACACAUACACGUAAAUAAAAUUUAUGGUAAAUGCAUGUAGAUUUAACAAAAGAAGAGUCUUUUUUCCUUGUUAUGAUUGUUUAUUUCCCUUCCCAUUUCUUCCUUAACCUCUAGAACAGUUUUUAUUUUAUGAAUAUUUGUACGAUAAAAGUAACUAAGGGAUAUAAACGAAAAAAAAAUGUAUAAAACAAUUAAACACAGAGUAGUGGUUAAAUGAAACAAAACAACGCGAAGGAAUCUUGAUUCAAAUGGGAAAGCGAGAGGGAAAGAGAGAAAACAGUGCUACUUUAUUAGUUCAUACUGCUGUGGCGUAGAAUGAUGGCCAACAAAAAAAAAAUAGGUACUGCACGCAUUUACACACCACAUUUAUGUACGUCCCUUUUCCAAUCUCCCCUACGAGGGACUCAGAUCGAAUCAAAACAGAGAAAGGAACCCCAAUCAUAGGUUAUGCGCGUUACAAUUUCUUAUCUUCUCCGGAAUCGAACAAAUGUUGGUCACACACGCGUAAUAAAUACACAUACACAAACACACACACGCGCGAGUUGAUAGGUGAUUAUUUUGUCCUACUCAAGUUGUGAUUCGGUAAUCCGAAAAGGAUAGAUGGAAAAUAUGAUCAAAUAUUUAAUGUUAAAAUUUUACGUUUCUAUUUUGUUUUUCUUUUCUCGAAAGUUGUCCCAAAAAAAAACUAUUCGAAGCAAGCUUUCAGCAGCAGCUGCCAGUCAUUCGGUGAUGGCCGCAUGUGGGGGCAUGUGAAGCCGCGGGGUCGCGUUCCCAGGGCUUUCUUGUUACGUAACAAAAAGCAGUAGUGAUUCAAUUGAUAAAAAAAAUAAACAGAAACAGAUUAAACUUAACAAAACUUCAAUAGAGGAAGGCAUCAUUGCUGGAAUAACGAGUAAAGAAAAAGUUUAAAAUAAACUGACAUUCCUUUUUUUGUAAACGAAUUGUAAUUCGCGAAGUGUUCUGUGGAAGGCGGGAUAUGGAGGAAAAACAAACGCGAUACAACACAAUGAUAAAAGUUUUGUGGAAUAAAAAGCCCGAAAAAUUUGGAAUGAGAUUGAGGACGUUAUGAAGAAGAAAAAAUUUAAAUACGAACGCAAAAAAGUGGUAAAUGAAAACUUGUAAAGUCCAAAAUGA